This is a messenger RNA of Moneuplotes crassus, 1068 nucleotides long. NCBI's taxonomy places the organism in Eukaryota, Ciliophora, Spirotrichea, Euplotida, Euplotidae. The record is from the annotation of a GenBank genome assembly.
ACUUAUCGUUAGAAUAUGGAGUUCACGGACCAAUUAUCAAACCUUGAACAGGUUUUCACGCACAAUGAGUUGAAACAUGAAGUUUAUACUAAGAAUAUGGACGAUAGCCUGAAUGGAAAGUAUGUCAAUCAAUGUCUAGCCACUCCUAUCUUGAAGCCGGUAAAAGGCAAGAUUGAUAUACCUCCUCUGGAGGGCUUCCCCUCGCCAGCAAUUCCGCUUGGGGAUGAGUCCUUGAUGAACCUUGGCCUUACUGAUAGAGUUGAGCAUUUCCGCUUGUCGCCAGACAUCGAUUCGAAGUUCACAAAGCUACAAGUCAAUUUGGAGAAGAAGAACAUUUCAUACAAGUCAUCUACUACACCAAAUGUUGCUUAUGCUACCUCUCCCUCGAGUGAAAUUCAAUCGAUCUCAACCUUUGCUACAACAAAUAUUCAGAACACUGAAAAUAGUGAGUUCACAAUGGUUCUCUCUGAAGAUGAGAGUGACAGUGUCCAAGGGCAUCUUGGCGCUAAGAAAGCUCCCAAAUCUAAAGAGAGAAAGCUGAGCUCAGAAGGAGGAAUCACUCUUCCUCCAAGAGCAGAAGAAGACUCUAUUCUUAGACCUCAUUCUAAGAAGACGAUUAUAUCUUCAUCAAAACUUUUGAAGGAUCAGCAAGCUCUAAUGCCUACAACUAUUUUAGGAUUCCUGCAAAAGUCUGUCAAAGACUUAAAGCAAGGUAAUACUAAAAAGAGGGUAGAGAAAGCUGGUCUGAAGAGUCUUGAGGCUCUUAACUUGACAACUAGCAUUGGCGAAGUUGGAUCAAGGUUUCCCAGCUUCACCCUGGGCUAGACUAUUAGCCACAUAGCCUCAGUGUGCUCUAAAGACCUUCUCUCCUCUUUUUAGGGUUACUCUUGCUUUUUGUAGUGCUCGAAGAGCACUCCAACAAGCAAUUGAGUUCCUGGCCUAUAGCAGGGCAAGGCUCCCGAGCCUGCUCUGUGCCAAGAAGUGGCCAGAUUCGAGUUGUUUUCAGGCACAUUGGGGAUCAAUAAUAGGUUCGCCCUCUAUUACCAAUAGUAUUAUUCAACCAAAUCA